UCAGCGACGCUGCCGCCACUCUGCUUCUUCCCUUAUUAUGUAGCUUGGAGUUGUGUGCAUCAGCUGUUACCUUCGAUGACUAAGUCUCUCAUGCGCCCGUCAAGAAGGCUUCCUCUUCUCAUUCCAACUCAAACCACUAUUUACUAAACAGAAAUACAAAUUUCCAGGAUGGUCAAGUUAUUUGCAGUGUGUGUGUUAUAUAAGGGAUCAGAGAAAGCACACUUACUUAAGGCGGCUUAUGAUGUUCAGCAGUUUGGUUAUUUUCAGCGUGGAUCAGUUCAGGAAUUUAUGGCUUUUACCAGCAGAAUUAUCACAGAACGAAGUAAUCCAUAUUCAAGACAAUCCGUUAAAGAGCAAGAAUACAUGUGCCAUGUUUAUGUGCGGUCUGACAACUUAGCUGGUGUGGUUAUCUCGGAUCAUGAGUACCAGUAUAGAGUUGCACACAAUAUGCUUAAUAAGGUGCUGGAUGACUUUGCACUCAAAGUUCCUUCACAUUUAUGGCCACAUGCUGAAGAAAGUGACAUUCCAUAUACAGACCUACCAGCAACUCUGGCUCGUUGGCAGAACCCCCGUGAAGCGGACUCCCUCACCAAGGUUCAGGAAGAGGUGGAAGAGACCAAGAUCAUUUUGCAUAAAACAAUAAAUGCAGUACUGGAGAGAGGAGAAAAAUUGGAUGAUUUAGUCAGCAAAUCGGAGAAUUUGAGUAUGCAGUCUAAAACCUUCUACAAGACUGCCCGGAAAACUAACUCUUGUUGCAGUUUUGGAUAACAGGUUACUUUGAGGGCACUCUGGAGUCGGCUUUAGUGUGUCACUUGCGGUGGAAGAGACAGAGAAUGAUUCAUCCUGCAUAUAUCUUUGGUACAGUAUGUGAAAGUUAAAAUCGUCUUGUAGUAUGUGAGUGUUAAGCAUUUGAGUAAACAAAAUUUUAAAAUUUUUGGUAAAAUUACAAUGGAUAAAGAAGAAAAUUAAUGCCGCGUCAAAACUCACGAUACCAGAAGGAAUCCAGAAUUAUAUGAACAUGUUUGUGAAUGAUGCUAAGAUACUGGGAAAAAUAGGAGACAGACAAUUGUAAUGCCCUUCAAAUUGAUCUAGAUAAAGUGAAUUUUUUUCAGGCCUGAAGAACAAUAAAUAUUAAACUAUGGUAGCAUGAGGAAAACAUACUGUAAUUGUGCUAAGGAAGUCUGAAAAUACUUAAAAGAUACAUGCAGUAACUGUUACAUAGGGAAGAAAAGGAUAGACCACAUCAUUCUUUGCAACUCUUAAUUAUUUUCCUUUCAGUUAUGGCCUUAUGCAGGAGAAUAUUAAUCUCUUAUUUAGAUGCCUGCUUCUUAAACUCUUGUGUGUACUAAACUUAUGUGUACUUGAGAGAAAUGAUCCAGGCUGCACACCAAAAAAGAUGAUCGGUAAACAGAUAUAAUAAUGGAGUCUUAUGGGGUCAAAUAGUGGUGAGGUUUUUGUUUUUCCAUCAAUUGAAUGCCAAUUCCAGUGCAGUGAAAUAAUAAGUAAUAACUUUUGGUUAUAAAUUAGAUAAUGACCAAACCACAACUUGGAAGAUGGAGAAGCGACGACGUUUCAGUCCAUCCUGGACCAUUAUCAAGUCAUGUGGACUCCAUCUGCUAAGUUGUGGGUUUUGUCAUCAUAUCUUUAGCCACAUUAUUGUGACUCAUCGUCUGAUUAUAAAUUAUACAUUUAGCUCCAUGUAGGAAAGAUCUAAAAGCAUCCUUUGAUGAAUGAAAAUGUAUACAAGAUGGAAGAAGUGAAAAUUAGAAUCUGCUUUUCUAAUAUCUUGCCAUCUAUUUACAUUUUUAUAUAUUUUAAAUUUGAGUAAAAUUCUGAGAGGUGCUAAGAGUUUUGAUUUGCUUUUUAUAACCAAGAUGACCCAGCCAGUUGUGCAAAUUAGAAAGACAGACGUCUCGCCCCUACUAUGUAGGUUGGUGGAAAUAUGUUUUGCAUGUUUUGACUCGUGUGCAUGUAUGAAGGAAAUGUUUUCCUUAGUCAGGGAUGUUUACCUGCACUUAGUGUAUGUAUGUUUGAAAAUGUAUUGAUGUAUGUUGUAAUAUGUUGAGCUAGUAAUGUUUUGAGGAUUAGACAAUGUUCUUGUCAAAUAUGCCACCAAAGAUGGUCAAUAUAUCCUGUGGAAGUGUAGUAGCAAAACCGUUUAGCAUCAGUAUUUGGUUAUGCAUUAUUACUUCAGUCUGUGUUGGGGGCUACUGAGUGUGAUAUAUAUUUCAGUGUAACCCCUAGUUUCACACAAAGGAUAUGAAAUAUAUGAAGAUAACCUUGUGUGUUAUUCUGUCUGAGGUCUCCUUUAAUAAUGACUAUUGUUCAUGCUUAAAACUAAAAUUGACUACUGUACUGUAAUUAUUGUUUUCCUAAAUGUCUAAAAAGUAUUCAUGCUUAACAAACAAAUUUAUAAAAUUCAAGUGUUGUUAUAUCUGAUUAGAUGUUUGAUGUGAUUUGGAAUGUAUGCUUUAUGUGAACUUUGUGAACAGUGUAACAAUGCUAUAUAUGUUAGUACUAGAGAGUGAAGUUACUUUUGUUGAAAUUAGAAAUACUAUAAUUAUUUUGCUAAACACAAUUUUCUGGAAGCUU
Procambarus clarkii (red swamp crayfish) is the source of this 2592-nucleotide messenger RNA. RefSeq names its product YKT6 v-SNARE (gene Ykt6). Gene Ontology annotation, cellular component: Golgi apparatus; membrane. Gene Ontology annotation, molecular function: SNAP receptor activity. NCBI's taxonomy places the organism in Eukaryota, Metazoa, Arthropoda, Malacostraca, Decapoda, Cambaridae. The record is from RefSeq and is a predicted model, not a curated record. Gene Ontology annotation, biological process: endoplasmic reticulum to Golgi vesicle-mediated transport.